CUAUAUGCAAAAAUGCCAACCUUGGAUGACAUUCUAGAGCAUAUUGGGGAAUUUGACUUGUUCCAGAAGCGAGCCUUCUUUGUCUUAUGCCUGCUAUCUGCCUCCUUCACCCCUAUUUACGUGGGUGUUGUCUUCCUGGGGUUCACUCCUGAACACCGCUGUCUCAGUCCUGGAGUUGCUGAGUUGAGCAGCCGAUGUGGAUGGAGUCUAGAAGAGGAGCUGAAUUACACCGUUCCAGAGCAGGGUAGACAUGGGGAGUCUCUCUCUAGUCAGUGCAGGAGAUAUGACGUGGACUGGAACACAACUGGCCUCAGCUGCACAAACCCCUUAGAAAACUUCACCGGUUAUGGCAACAGGAGCAAUAUCCUGCUCACCCCCUGUCAAGGUGGCUGGGUUUAUGAUUCUUCAGGAUCAUCCAUCGUGACUGAGUUUAACCUGGUUUGUGAGGACUCCUGGAAGCUGGAUCUCUUUCAGUCUUGUGUGAACAUUGGAUUUUUUAUUGGCUCCAUAAGCAUUGGCUACAUAGCAGACAGGUUUGGUCGUAAAUUAUGCCUGUUAAUUACAAUCCUUGUCAAUUCCAUUUCUGGAGUUCUCAUGGCCUUUGCACCAAGCUACACAUGGAUGCUGAUCUAUCGUUUCAUACAAGGACUGGUCAGCAAGGGGGGCUGGUUAACAGGCUACAUAUUGAUCACAGAAUUUGUUGGCUUAAGCUAUAGAAGGACAGUAGGAAUUGUUUACCAAGUAGCCUUUACUGUUGGACUCCUCGUACUCUCUGCUAUUGCUUAUAUGAUUCCUCACUGGAGAUGGCUGCAGCUCACUGUUACUCUGCCAAACUUUUUCUUCUUGCUCUAUUACUGGUGUCUGCCAGAGUCACCAAGGUGGCUGAUAGCUCAACAGAAAAAUGACAAAGCCAUGAAAAUUAUUAACCGUAUUGCCAAGGGAAAUGGGAAAAAGGUGCCUCCCUCUUUACAGAGUCUCAACCCUGAAGAGGAAGAUGGGGAAAAGCUGAGCCCUUCAUUUCUAGACUUGGUCAGAACACCUCAGAUAAGGAAACAUACACUCAUUUUGAUGUACACUUGGUUCACAAGCUCUGUUCUGUACCAGGGGCUCAUCAUGCACAUGGGGAUUGCUGGUGGGAACAUUUAUCUGGAUUUCUUCUAUUCUGCACUGGUUGAAUUUCCAGCCGCCCUCAUACUCAUACUCACAAUUGAUCGCAUUGGCCGUCGCUAUCCCUGGGCUACAGCAAAUCUGGUGGCAGGGGCUGCUUGCCUUAUUACAGCUUUCAUCCCAGACGAUAUCUAUUGGUUAAAAAUUACUGCAGCUUGCUUAGGCAGAAUGGGAAUUACCAUGUGCUAUGAAAUGGUUUGCCUAGUGAAUGCAGAAUUGUACCCAACAUUUCUCAGGAACCUGGGAGUACUUGUCUGUUCUUCCAUGUGUGAUAUUGGUGGGAUCAUAACUCCAUUUGUUGUCUACAGACUGGCAGAGAUCUGGCAUGAACUGCCACUUGUAGUUUUUGCUGUUGUUGGUUUAAUUGAUGGUGGACUGGUUCUGCUCCUACCUGAGACCAAAGGGAAAACUUUGCCUGAGACCAUAGAAGAUGCUGAAAACAUGCACAGACAAAGAAAGCACAAAAAAGAAGUGAUUUACCUGCAUGUUUUAACAACAGAAGUUGCACCAAAUUAAGUUAAAGAGCUGCUUCUCCCAUGGCCUGCUUUUGAUGGUGCAUUAAUAGACUGAGGACAGAACAUUUAUAUGAUAUAAACCAUCUACUGUCAUCAUUUCUUUAUUCUGCUUUAAUACUUGCUACACGUCCUUAGGACAACAGACCACUGGUUAUCAUUCUCAGAGCUGCAUCUGUGACACAUCUGCCUUCCACCACUGAUCAUUACUACUAGCUCUAGCUCAAUCCAGGACACUUAGACCGUGGCUUCACUACCACUUACACUGGCAAUAUCUAUGUCGUUCAGGGGUGUGAAAAAAAUACAGCCCUCCCCCGAGUGACAUACAUUUCACCAGCAUAAGCGGCAGCAUGCAAUCUCCUGCUGCCACGGCUACUGCUGCUCAUAGAGGUGGUUGUAUUACAGCGGCAGGAGAGCUCUCUCCCCUCGGCAUAGAGCGGCUAUGUGAUGAACUAGAAAUGUUCUUAAUGUUUUCUAUGAAUACUAGGUUGGUGCCUCAGUGUCCCCUAG
Messenger RNA from Gopherus evgoodei (Goodes thornscrub tortoise), 2189 nucleotides. Its product is annotated as solute carrier family 22 member 2-like. The transcript is spliced from 11 exons. The record is from RefSeq and is a predicted model, not a curated record. Lineage: Eukaryota; Metazoa; Chordata; Testudines; Testudinidae. Gene Ontology annotation, biological process: transmembrane transport. Gene Ontology annotation, cellular component: membrane. The coding region runs from base 13 to 1683 and encodes 556 amino acids.